Purpureocillium lilacinum is the source of this 1128-nucleotide messenger RNA. NCBI's taxonomy places the organism in Eukaryota, Fungi, Ascomycota, Sordariomycetes, Hypocreales, Ophiocordycipitaceae. The record is from RefSeq and is a predicted model, not a curated record.
AUGACCGUCGCGGCCGACGACAAGCACGUCGGCAUCCCCAUCAUCGACUUUGCGCCGCUCCUGUCCGACGACGCGCAGCCGGACCAGUACGCCCAGGCCGGCAACGAGGUGUACCAGGCCUUCAAGAACGCCGGCUUCGCGUACAUCAAGAACCAUGGCGUGCCGCAGGAGAUAGUCGACGAGGCCUUUGAAUGGGUGCGUCUGCUGCCCCCUCGUGUUGUCCAUGCCCUCCAUCACCGGGCCAGAGAGAUUCACACAUCAGCUAACUUGAAAGGGGGGGACGGGCAAAAGAGCCGCAAGUUCUUCGCCCUGCCGCAGAGCGAAAAGGACAAGGUGCCGCACCCGGCCGAGGGCUGGUACCACCGGGGCUACUCGGGCGUCGGGCGCGAAAAGGUGUCGCAAAACGUCUUCGACGCCGAGGGCAUCGCGCGCGAGCGCAGCGUGCCCGACUGCAAGGAGUCGUUUGAGAUGGGCGGCGAGCACGAGGAGCGCCUCCGCAACAUCAUGCCCGCCGAGCACGUCCUGCCGGGCUUCCGCGCCUUCUUCGCCCUCUUCUUCGACGCGUGUUACCGCCUCGAGCUGCGCCUGCUGCGCGCCAUCGCCGUCGGCAUGGGCCUCGACGCCGACUACUUCGUCGACUACCACCGCGACCGGAGCAACCAGAUCCGCCUGCUGCACUACCCGCCCAUCGAGGAGGAGCUGCUCGCCAAGGGAAAGGUCGACUGCAUCGGCGCGCACACCGACUUUGGCACCGUCACGAUGCUCUUCCAGGACGAGGUCGGCGGGCUCGAGGUCGAGACGGUCGAGGGAAAGGGCGGGUUCACGCCCGCGCCGUACAUCCCCGGCACCGUCGUCGUCAACAUCGGCGACUUCCUCAUGCGCUGGAGCAACGACGAGCUGCGCUCCACGCUGCACCACGUGCGCACCCCGCCCGUCGACGAGCGCGACGUCGAGCCCGGCCGCCCGCGCAUGACGCGCGAGCGCUACUCCAUCCCCUACUUUGUCGGCGCCGACGGCCACCGCACCAUCGACUGCGUCCCCGGCUGCUGGGGGCCCGACCGCCCAAAGAAGUACGAGCCCAUCAACGCGAGCGAGUACAUGGACAUGCGCCUCAAUGCCACCUACUAA